This is a messenger RNA of Sus scrofa (pig), 1723 nucleotides long. It is a transcript of the gene ART3, whose product is annotated as ADP-ribosyltransferase 3 (inactive). The record is from RefSeq and is a predicted model, not a curated record. NCBI's taxonomy places the organism in Eukaryota, Metazoa, Chordata, Mammalia, Artiodactyla, Suidae. Gene Ontology annotation, molecular function: NAD+ poly-ADP-ribosyltransferase activity; NAD+-protein-arginine ADP-ribosyltransferase activity.
AAAGCAUUCCCUCUCAGCCUUCAGUGUCAACAACCCCCCAUCCUGAAGACACGCUCACCACAACUGAGAGUGGGGAAACAGUUUGAGACCUAGCAUCAUUUAAACUUCCUCCACAGGCAGAAGAGCCAGAAGAGAAAAAUGAAGACAGGACAUUUUGAAAUGGUCACCAUACUGCUGGCACCUGUGAUUCUAAUGGACAUCUUCCAGGUAAAGGCUGAAAUGUUAGAUAUGGCAGAUAAUGCAUUUGAUGAUGAAUACCUGAAAUGCACAGACAGGAUGGAAAUCAAAUAUGUUCCCCAGUUGCUCAAGGAGGAAAAAGCAAGCCUCCAGCUCUUGGAAGAUGUGUGGGAAAAUGCAAAAGCCAAAUGGGAAACUCGGAAGACUCGGCUCUUUCUCCCUGUGGCUUUUAAGGAUAACCAUGGAAUAGCUCUGAUGGCAUAUAUUUCUGAAGCUCAAGAGCAAACUGCCUUUUAUCAUCUGUUCAAUGAAGCUGUGAAAAUGGCUGGCCAAUCUCGAAAAGAUUAUGUCUAUGGCUUCCAGUUCAAAGCUUUUCAUUUUUACCUGACAAAAGCCCUGCAGUUGCUGAGAUCUUGUGAGAAGAGUUACAAAAAUGUGGUGUAUAGCAUAAGCCAGAAUACUUCAUUUACAUUUGGAGGGCUAAACCAAGCCAGAUUGGGCCAUUUCACUUUGGCAUAUUCAGCCAAACCUCAAGCUGCUACUCACCAACACAUCCUGUUAACCAUCCGUACGUGCUUUGGAGUUGCCAUUGAAACAUUUUCUGAUAAAGAAAGUGAAACAAUUAUUUUAAUACCUCUGAAUGAGGUUUUUCAUGUGUCACAAGAUGGGACUAGCAAUAAUCUUAUCCUUCAAAGCACAAACAAGACCUGCAGCCAUUACGAGUGUGCGUUUCUAGGUGGACUGAAAACUGCAGAUUGUGUUGAGAACAUGGAAUAUUUUCAACCCAUCUAUGUCUACAACCCUGGUGAGAAAAACCAGAAGCUUGAAGAACCUGGAAUGAAAAGCCAGGAUUCCACUGUCUCGCCUGGUGUGAAGAGCCAAGAAGCCACCCAAAUACCUAGAAUGAAAAUUCCAGAACCUUUCUCAGUACCUGAAGGCAAAAAUCAAGAUAUCAACAAUCCUACUCCAGCUCCAGCUCCAGGUCCAGGUCCAGGCCCAGGUCCCAAAACCCAUCACUUUGCAUCUUCUGGCAAAAUGCUCCUUCCAACACUUGGAACAUUCAUUUUAGUCGGUGCCUCUACUAUAAAUCCCUUUACUGCGCUGUAGUCUGACACCUUCUUUAUUACCUGAAAUAUACUACCGGCCUCCCACAGAAAUCAUCAAAGGAAUGAUGUAUUUUUCACUUGUUGGCCAAAGUCAGUUGACAAAAUGAGAACUGCGUAUUUGUUAUUCACCUCACAAGUUCGGGUAAUUGAUCCAUAUCUCACAGAAUUCAGUUUUUACUUAUUUCUGUAUUAAUCUUAUUGCAAAAAUAAAAGUAUGCUUUUAAUUCAAUAAAAGACUAAAAUUACUAGAAUUUCAGUAGAAUUGCCAGAUAUUAAAAUGUAAAGUUAGUUAGUAGUUUAUAGAGUUUAAGAUGAGUUUAAUUCCUGAAUUAGAAUUUUAAAUGUGUUGUACUCAUCUUUAAAAGAUCAAACUUUGACUUCAAAUAGUGUAUUCAGUCUCUGCUUUCUCUCGUCAAUAAAUGAACACUUUUUAUUUCUAU